Molecule: messenger RNA, 5427 nt
Organism: Ornithodoros turicata
Lineage: Eukaryota; Metazoa; Arthropoda; Arachnida; Ixodida; Argasidae
Exons: 1
Coding region: 1-5427 (1808 amino acids)
Biological process (GO): DNA integration; proteolysis
Molecular function (GO): zinc ion binding; aspartic-type endopeptidase activity; nucleic acid binding
Source: RefSeq, a predicted model, not a curated record
AUGGAGAAGCUUCGCCGUAACCGAGCUGUCCUUCGUGGCGCCGUGACGCGGUGCCUGUCAUCCGCUACCGAACUCCUGCAACAGCCCUCGGCGGCCCCGUCUGACGACUUGCAGAUAACCCUGGAUGAACUACUCGACAAGGACAGGACUCUUACCGCUUUGAAUGAUAAAGUCGCAGAGCUCAUUGACGACGACACCUACGAGCAAGAAAUCAGCACCGCUCUCGAUUACCACGAAAAAAUUUUCCGUUGCGUAAGUCGGAUUCGGUUCCUUCUGAGUUCUCGUACCGCAUCUAGCGCUACAUUGUCUAGUACCGCUACCCAAGACCAAUCAGGAGAGCGCUCAGGCGAAGGGUCGGGUACCGUCAAUGCCGCUCCGAACGCUACUGCGAGCAGCUCGCGCUCUGGACCGCAACGGGUUAAUCUACCGAAACUCCAAGUGCCGGUCUUCUCUGGUGAGCUCCGUGAAUGGCAGGGGUUCUGGGAACACUUCGAAGCAACUAUCCAUCGACGUCCAGAUCUCCCCGACAUAGAGAAAUUCCAAUACCUGAAGACAUACUUGAGUGGAUCUGCAAGGCGUGCAGUCGAGUGGAUUCGCCUUAACGAAACCAACUACCCGGUGGCGGUGAGCGUGCUCACCGAGCGGUUUGGCCGUACCGACGCUCUUGUCGAUGAACAUAUUGAUAGCCUUCUUGCCAUCGCGCCUAUCUCAUGUUCGUCUCAGAUAACUCGGCUCCGGGACCUCUACGAACAGAUUCAGUUCCGCACCAGCUGCCUCGAGAGUCUUGGUGUUCCUGCAGCGGAGUACGCAGUAGUUCUCCAUCGGGUCCUCAUGCGUUCCCUACCGGAAGAUAUCGCUGUUCUUUACAGACAGCGCUUGAAGACGCAAGAUAAACAAGAUGCACCGUCCAGCUCCGCAGCAGGCUCUCGUGCCGAAGAAGUGAACACUGCCAUGGAAUUUCUGAGGGUCCAAGUGGAGAGCAGAGAGGAAACCAAGGCAGCACGCGUGAAAGAAAACUCGAAUCUCGCAUCAACCGAACGAGUGCAUUCACGGAGCUCCUCCCACCUUCCGUCUGCUUUGGCGUUAGCUACAGGGUCCGCCCCUCCCGACCAGCUCACGUGUCCUUUGUGUGACCAGUCUGGUCACACAACCCAGGAGUGCCACGCCUCCUUAUCAACCGAUGAAAAGCGAAGGAGACUGUCAGCAAGGCGUUGCUGCUUCAAGUGCGGCAAGCGUGGGCACAUGGCUCGUCAGUGCCGCACUGCAGCGACACUGAGAUGUCGGGCCUGUUCAAGCCGCCAUCUGACGGUACUGUGCGACCUAUGGAAGAGACCUGACGCAAGGUGUCUACAAUCGUCAUCCGCCCUCGGGGCCUCGAACUCCCAGUCCACAUCUGGACCACAGAGCCCACAGCACGCUACAGCUACCGUGGCUGCGACUCAUACGAGCAGCGGGGUCGGUCACCCGAUAUUACUACAGACAGCGACAGUAUGGGCGUCUGGAGAAGGCGGCAACGUCAUGGCGCGACUACUGCUCGAUACCGGCAGCCAGAGAACGUUUAUACGAAGCGAUCUUUCCCACAAGCUGCAUCUUCCGUGUGAAGAACAGGAAGACCUCACCGUACUUACGUUCGGAAACACGAGUCGGCCGCGACGGUACCAUUGCCGAAGAGUCAAGCUCACUCUUAGCAGCCGAUUUACCUCUAAUGCAGUCACCCUAGAAGCGCUGGAGGUUCCAGAAGUAUGUACCGUAACAACUACCUUGGCCACGGAUCUGCCGGAACUCAGUGGGAAGAAUCUGCUCUUCGCCGACGAACCUAAUUCUUGUACGAGGGAAAACUCUGUCAUUAGCGUCCUUAUCGGCUCAGACUUCUACUGGAGCGUGGUUACGGGACGUACCGAGCGCCUCGGCGACCGCAUGUGUGCCGUGGAGACAAUGUUCGGCUGGGUGGUCCAAGGAGUCAACUCAAGUUCCAGCCUUCCAGCACCCAUGUGCGGCAACACUGUCGCACUCUUUUUAGGCUACUUCAACAUCGCUUGCGGUGACGAAAAAGUGAUAGACCCUUCGGAGAUGUGGAGACUUGAUGCAAUUGGCAUAACCGAUUCAGCUCAUUCCCAAGCUACCGAGGAGCGCACGGCAUUUGACCAGUUUCAGAGCGCAGUAUACAAGGAAGAGGGACGAUACGUCGUUUCCUUGAUGGUCAAGGCGCCCUACCUUUUGUCCACUACGAACCGACCUGUUGCUGAAGCAAGGCUACAGCGUCAACUUAAACGUUUCGAAGCUCAUCCGGACGUGCUGCGAGAAUAUGACCGCACAAUCAGCGAGUACUUCAACGAGGGUCAUGCGGAGCGAGUGCAGCCGUCGGACCAAGGUGCCCGUCAUGUGUAUUACCUUCCUCACCACGCAGUCAUACGGCGGGAAGCGGUGACAACCAAGGUUCGUGUCGUGUUCGAUGCCUCUUCGCAUGAACCGGGAAGUCAUUCGCUUAACGAUAUACUGGACAAGGGCACAACGCUCGGUGCAGAAUUGCUGCAACUUCUUCUGCAGUUCCGGUGCAAUCACAUCGUCAUGACCGCCGACAUUCGCAAGGCAUUCCUGCAAAUUCACGUCCGACGAGAAGACAGAGACCUUCUUCGUUUCUUGUGGAUCGAACGACUUCCCAGUAGUGACGAGCCUUGCCCAACCAUCGUCGAGUGGCGUAUGACGAGGGUGCCAUUUGGAGCUUCGUCGAGCCCAUUUCUACUGUCUGCAACUUUGAUGCAUCACCUUGAAUCUUGGAAGGCUAUUCAUCCAGAAAUCGCAUCGCGUCUACAAAGAGCCUUUUACGUGGAUGAUCUAGUUAUCGGCGCUUCAACCGAACCUGAAGCACUCCACAUUUACCAAACAGCCCGUGCUAUUGUGGCGGACGCCAGCAUGGAGCUGAGAAAGUGGUGCUCCAGUUCCGAAACGUUGAACGAGCAAUUUCGUGCAGACGGUGUCUCCCUCGACGACAUCGGUCAACCGUUGGUUAGAUGCAAGGUGCUUGGUCUUCCGUGGAACCGAUCUGCUGACACUAUCGUAAUGACCACUCAAAACGUGUCAUCUUACGUUGCUACGCAGCCAGCUACCAAGCGAGUUGUACUUCAGACCUUUGCGAGGCUGUUUGAUCCUCUUGGGCUUCUUGGACCGUUUCUCGUCCGCGCCAAACUUCUGUUCCAAGAGCUAUGGCGGCGCAAUUGCACAUGGGAAGAAGCUCUACCUGAGGACGUGCAUGAACACUGGAAGACCUGGACGUCCGAGCUUAGCGAGCUUUCAUCGUUCCAAGUCCCACGUUGUGUCAUAUCUCCUGCAACGCAAGGCGCAAAAGGACAGGAGCUUCACGUAUUUUGCGACGCAAGCCCAAUGGCAUACGGGGUUGCCGUUUAUGUGAGGUGCGUCAUGUCUGAGAACAGUUUCGCUUCACAGCUCCUCAUGAGUAAAGGUCGCAUAGCCCCGUUACGGCCCGUUUCGAUUCCAAGGCUGGAACUAUUGGCCUGCUUGUUGGCAGCCAGGUUAUGCCACUAUGUCAGACAACUUCCCGAGCUCUCACAGGCCGUGGUUCACCUUUGGACUGACUCUGCGGUCGGAUUGCACUGGAUAUGUGGUGACGCGGUCCGCCAGGAAGUAUUUGUACGAAACCGCUCGUCCGAGAUUCGCCGCCUAACCAGAGGAUUCCACUGGCACCACUGCCGGAGCCAGGAUAAUCCAGCAGACUUACUUACCCGUGGCGAGCCAGCGUCUUUUGUUUCGCGCAAGACAAUUUGGUGGGCCGGACCUGCGUGGUUGACCAAUCCUCAGGUGGAUUGGCCUACAGAUCUCUGCCCUAGUCAAAAGCACGAUGACUUGCGCACUGGACUCACCUCUGCCUGUCAGAGCUUAAGCUUGCCGACUUCUCCUCAUUUGCACGAUCCACUCCUUAGGAUUAAUGAUUACGGACGCCUUACUAAGGUUCUAAGAGUCACUGCUUGGAUCAAAAGGUUUCUUCGUAAUGCGUCACUCCACACCACGUCCUCCUCCGGACCGCUAACAGCCGCGGAGUUGUGUGAGGCAGAGUUGUACUGGAUACGAUUUGUUCAGCGCUCUGCGUUUCCUUCAGAAGUCACUACGUUACAGGUCGGACAAUCUGUCGAGUCUGCUUCCAGUAUUCUGACUUUACAGCCCUUCCUUGACAAGAAAGGUUUGCUUCGUGUGGGUGGUCGCCUGCAGGCCCUUGAUGCGUCGGAGGAGUUGAAGCAUCCUAUGAUACUACCAUGCAACGACCGGUUCACUGAGCUUCUGGUUGAAGCAGCACAUAUCCGCCUUCUUCAUGGAGGAGUCCAGCUAACUUUAAUCGAACUCCGCUCCAGGUUUUGGAUUCUGAAAGGACGUCGGACAGUGAGGCGGGUAUUGAACGCUUGCUUGCCGUGUCGUCGUAGACGCUUGCGUCCGGAGACUGCUCCUCCCGCACCGUUACCGAGGGACCGGAUAACCGAAACCAUGCCGUUUGACGUCGUUGGGAUUGACUUUUGCGGACCACUGUACUGCCGCGCGUCACAAAACACUGACAGGAAGGUGUACAUAGUUGUGUUCUCGUGUGCAGUGACAAGAGCGAUCCACCUCGAGUUAACGAUUGAUAUGACGGCACAAACAUUCCUCCUUGCCUUUCGCCGCUUCGCUUCGCGACGGGGUGUGCCGUCCACCAUCUAUUCCGACAACGCCAAGACGUUCCGUUACUGCGCUAAAGUACUGCGCGCGCUCUUCGACGACUCUGUCCAAGACCAUGCCAGUUCCCUCCGCAUCCAGUGGAAGUUUAUCGCUGAAGGUGCGCCCUGGUGGGGCGGUUUUUGGGAACGGCUCAUUCGUACUAUCAAGGACGCACUGAAACGUUGUCUAGGGCGCAGUAGCCUCUGCUAUAAGGGGCUUCUCACCGUACUACUCGAAGUUGAGGCGGCCGUCAACUGCCGUCCCCUCACCCAGCUUGCCGACGACACAGAGGACUGCGAGGCUCUGACUCCUUCCCACUUCUUGAUCGGAAGGCGCGCCGUAGCCUUACCGGCCAGCCUGGGGUUAGAGGUGCCCAGUUCCACUCCUGCAGGUCUUCGUCGCAGAGUUCGACAUAGACAGGCUCUUCUUGUGCAGUUAUGGACUCGUUGGAAGAAGGACUAUCUCCUGCUUCUGCGUUCUGCACACCACAGUCAACCGAGGGCACAUCCACGAAUUCGCGUCGGCGACGUCGUGAUAGUGGAGGACAAUGCACUGCCACCUCUGGAUUGGAAACUCGGACGCAUAGUUGGUUCCUUCCCAGGAAGAGAUGGUGUCGAGCGCUGUUUCAAAGUACUUCUCCCGAAUGGUCAACAGCUCCGGCGUCCUCCCCAACGUUUGUACCUGCUGGAAGCUGACUCGUCCAACGCGGCCGCGGGAGGAUGUUGA